Molecule: messenger RNA, 2490 nt
Organism: Artibeus jamaicensis (Jamaican fruit-eating bat)
Lineage: Eukaryota; Metazoa; Chordata; Mammalia; Chiroptera; Phyllostomidae
Product: GSK-3-binding protein FRAT2-like
Exons: 1
Coding region: 390-1067 (225 amino acids)
Cellular component (GO): cytoplasm
Source: RefSeq, a predicted model, not a curated record
CACCCAGGAGCCGCAUAUAGAGGGAUACCGAGGUCAGACAAGGGGAGGUUCCGGCCACGGCCCUGCCCUGCCCUCGACUGCCCGCGACGCUGUACCUGCUCGCACUUCUCCUCCCGCCCCUGCGCCGUGGUUGCGUCCAGCCACUACGUCACCCAUUGUUUACAAAUCAACCCGAGCCGGUAGGAUUCUGGCUACCGCGGCUGCGGCGCGCGGCAAGAGUGCCAGCCGGUCUUCUCCUUUCGCGUCCUCCCCCCGGCUACCCGGCUUCGGCCUCAGCCCUGGCCCCGGAUUCAGCCUCGAAUUCGGCCUCAGCACUGCACCCAGCUCCACUGCGGCCCACCGAGUCGCCAGAGACUCCUGCAGAGCUUCAGAUUCUUGGGCUGGGGACCAUGCCCUGCCGGAGGGAGGAGGAAGAGGAAGCCGGUGAGGAAGCGGAGGCGGAGGAAGAGGAGGAGGAAGACAGUUUUCUCCUGCUGGAGCAGUCAGUGACGCUGGGCGGCUCCGGCGAGGUGGACCGGCUGGUGGCCCAGAUUGGCGAGACGCUGCAGCUGGACGCGACGCAGGACAGCCCUGCCACCCCGUGCGCACCUCCCGGGCCGCUGCUGCGGCCCCCGGCAGCGGUGGUGCGGGCAGACAAGGCCGAGCCUCCGGUUCUGCCUCCUGUGGCGGCCGAGGCGGUGGGCCCAGCGCCACCAGGGGCCCUUCGCUGCGCCCUCGGAGACCGCAACCGCGUGAGAGGCCGGGCUGCGCCCUACUUUGUGGCCGAGUUCGCCGCAGGUCACAGCGCCCUGCCAGGGCCGUGCCGCCGAGGAUGGUUGCGGGGCGCUGUAGCCUCCCGCCGCCUGCAGCAGCGACGAUGGCCCCCAGCCAGCACGCGCGCCCACGACGAUGACCCGCACCGGCUCCUGCAACAGCUCGUGCUCUCGGGGAACCUCAUCAAGGAAGCUGUGCGUAGGAUCCAGCGAGCUGUCGCUGUGGUUGCAGGCCCGGCCAGCGCCUCCGGGACUGGGGGAGGCCGCGGCGGACCGGAGCCGGUCUCUCUGCAGUCCUCGGGUGCCUUGCACUGACCCGGGGUCCCCGAAGUAGGAAGUGGAGGCCGCUGCACAGACGUCCUGCCCUCACCCACCCUGAGCUGAAGCCACCGUCGCCGUUCUGGGAGCGAGAGCCGAGGCUGCAGGGAGGAGUGUUGGGAAAGACCUCCAGCCAAGAAGUUACCGGCCCCAGCAAGGCUGUUGGAAAAAACUUGAACGUGGAGAAAUGCACCGGCCAGGACACGUCUGUGCCGCGUGAGAACUUCCCGGCCACCUUUGGGCCAAGGACCUGGGAUAAACUGGGAGAACUAUGGCAGCUACUUUUAUUGAUUUGUACCUGACUUAACCCUUGGGGGUGUCGUGUUCUUGGAUUGUUUAAAGAUAGGGCCACAAGGGGCGGGAAUUCGUGAGGGCUUUAGAACAAUACUUGAAAACUUAAUGACACGAGUACAUUUUCUUUAUUUUCCGGUGGAGGAGCUUUGUGAAAAUGGUGCUACAAUUGGUGUACAAAGAAAUUCCGGAGGAAAGAGGAAUGUAAAAGCUUGGCAGUGGGUAGUUAGCAUCGCCCCUUCCCUCCCACUUAGUUAGGGGCUGGUCAAGGUGGGAGAUGUGAGGUCCAAUUAUGGGGUGGGAGGUGGAGAAUUUUGAAGGUGGAAAGGUGGAUCGAACUGGAGUUGGAUUUGGGCUUUUUAAUGACUGACCUUGCCACCUGUGGUUCAAGGUCACGGUUUGCUGUACGGGGAAUGCUGUGGGGUUCCUGGGAGAGCUAACUCAUCCCCUUGUCCUUUCUUCCUCUUGCUCCAAAAAAAAGCCAAGUCUGUGCUUUCCUACCUUCUGGAGUCUCCCGAAGAGACACAGGCAUAGAGGGACUUGUGGGGGGAGUUAUUUGUUGGUUUUUUUUUUCCCUGUGCUUUCCUCCUUCCAGACUCCUCCUCCUCAUGAGGCCACUUUUGGCCAUGCCCUGAGCUUUCUCAGAAACGGUCAUAAACAAUCUCUUGAGCCUCUCUCCAGUUCUCCUAGUCUGCCUGUAUUAAUCCACCCGUUCUGGUGUCUGCAUGGGACACCGGGACCCUGGUGGUGGUUCUGCUCUGAUCUGGCCCUGUGUGGAUCCGUGGGCCUGAGCCUCCAUGGGUCCUCUUCCCUCGUACAUUGCUCCUGCCACUAACUCUUCUUUGUAAGUGACUGAAACCAUCUUUAAAAUGUGACUCGCUGAGAGGAGAAACCGCCGGCUUUACCCUUGUGAAACUUGAUGGCACUUUAAGUGAAGUGCUACCCCCCAGCCCCAGACUUGAAGGUAGCUAAACCCAUUUUUUUAAAAAAAGAUUCAAUGGCUCGUUCAUCCUCCAGAUGUAGCUAUUGACGUACACUUCGCACCGGAGUGUCUGAAAUUGUGGCGGUCCUGAUUUAUAGGAUUUCUUAAUUAAAAUGUCUGCUGAAUAAAUUCGUCUUUUGUUUUGGA